This is a messenger RNA of Pterocles gutturalis (yellow-throated sandgrouse), 1419 nucleotides long. It is a transcript of the gene MOCOS, whose product is annotated as molybdenum cofactor sulfurase. The transcript has 9 exons. Lineage: Eukaryota; Metazoa; Chordata; Aves; Pterocliformes; Pteroclidae. The annotation marks the transcript as partial. Gene Ontology annotation, molecular function: pyridoxal phosphate binding; catalytic activity; molybdenum ion binding. The record is from RefSeq and is a predicted model, not a curated record.
GUGGACAAGAUGGCCAGUCUCUACAACAUACAUGUCCGCACAGGUUGUUUCUGUAACACAGGAGCCUGCCAGAUGCAUUUGGAUAUAAGCAAUGAGGACAUCCAGAGGAACCUGCAGGCUGGCCAUGUCUGUGGAGAUGAUAUAGACCUAGUUGAUGGACGUCCUACUGGUUCUGUGAGAAUAUCCUUCGGCUACAUGUCUUCUUUUGAAGAUGCACAGACUUUUCUGAAAUUCAUCAUAGCCACCAGGCUCUCCAAGUCAGACACUGAGAUUCCCUUCCAGUCCUCUGUUACAAAGCUGAUGACAGAGUCUGUCCCAGAUGACCACCCUUCUUUUACCAAUGCAGAUAAAUUGUAUAUGAUACCACACAUCUCAGACACACAACUCAGAAAUAAUUCAUCUGUGACAAAGACAGCCGUCAACUGGCAGCCACCGGAGGCUGAGGCGGAAAGCGUAAGGGCAGCUCUUUCUGAGACUGCAGUACCAACAUGUAGAAGAGGUGGCAAGCCCAUCACUGUCACCAACAUUUACAUCUACCCAAUCAAAUCCUGCUCUGCAUUUGAGGUUACAGAAUGGCCUGUGGGAAACCAGGGUCUGCUGUAUGACCGUAACUGGAUGGUUGUAAACCGGAAUGGAGUCUGCAUGACUCAGAAGCAGGAGCCAAGGUUGUGUCUUGUAAAUCCCUCAAUUGAUCUGAAGAAAAAGGUUAUGGUCAUCCAGGCAGAAGGCAUGGACCCAAUAUCUGUGUCACUAGAAGAAAAUAUUGGAAAAGAGGCUGUGAUCUGUGAGAGUAAGGUCUGUUCACACAGGGUAAAAACAUAUGACUGUGGAGAAGGAACUGCUGGCUGGUUCUCUUUGUUUCUUGGUCAUCCAUGUCGCUUGAUAAGACAAAGCUCAGACAUGAAAAACAUGUCUCAUCAAAAAAAUACAAAAGGUCUGACAUCUGCUACAAAUAUCUCCCUCUCUCUUGUGAAUGAAGCACAAUACCUCCUGAUAAAUGUAGCAAGCAUUCUGCAGCUGAAAGAGCAUAUUUCUGCAAGAUUGGCAGAGACAUUGGAAAUAGAGGAAUUAAUCCGACGUUUCCGUGCCAACAUUGUCAUCAGUGCACCAGAGUCCUUUGAAGAAGAAGAGUGGGCUGAGAUUUCAAUAGGUGCUCUGCGAUUCCAGGUUGUGGGUCCAUGUACCCGAUGUCAAAUAAUCUGCAUUGAUCAGCAGUCUGGGGAACGAAACAAAGAAUUUCUGCAGUCUCUGUCUGCUUCCAGAGGUAGAAAGACAAACUUUGGCGUAUACCUGAUGAACCAGCCCUUGCACUCAGCCUUGCCAGAUAUUUUAUCAGUUGGGUCUCAAAUACUUCCAGUGCUGAAGGAGAAUACAGAAAUUCAGCCUCCGACAUCCAGCAAAGAAAAAUGUUCAGGAUAG